AUGCUGUCUUUUUGCUUUCCUCGCUGCCUGCUCCCCCUCCCACCCCUCAAGGCUAUUAUCGGAGAUCUAUCUGAAGCUCUUAAACGGAUCUCAUCCUCCUCUUCCUCCUCCUUCCUCUCUCUCCCACAUUCUACCUCCCUCCUUUACACUUUCUCCAUCUCCUUCUUCCACCAGUCCAGUCCAUUCCACUGCAAUGUGAUGCCCGAGGAAGCCAGAGCAGUUGUCUUUGAAGCACUGGAGCACUCACAAAGCAUUAAUCUUUCCCAGGAAGUGGUCUCUGUUUCCAAUAACAAAACGACGCACAUUGCAAUAGACCGCACACCAACCACCGAGCUCAUUAACGCGUAA
Molecule: messenger RNA, 348 nt
Organism: Mesocestoides corti
Lineage: Eukaryota; Metazoa; Platyhelminthes; Cestoda; Cyclophyllidea; Mesocestoididae
Source: the annotation of a GenBank genome assembly